CUUGAGGUCAAAUUACAAAAAUUGCAAAAAAGUACAUUUUUGUUGGUCUCUCCAGAAUUUUCAACUCCUAGAUCGUCCAUUCAGUUCGAUCUUCCAUAAAAUUUAGUUUUUAAAAUUACAACAAAACUCAAUAAACUAUUUAAUAUGGCUGCCAAAUAUAAGAUUGUUAUGGUCCGUCACGGUGAAUCCGAAUGGAAUCAAAAGAAUCUUUUCUGCGGUUGGUUCGAUGCCAAUUUAAGUGAAAAGGGUCAACAAGAAGCUGUUGCCGCUGGCAAAGCUGUCAAAGAAGCUGGACUCAAAUUCGAUGUUGCUCACACUUCGGUCCUUACCCGUGCUCAGGUAACUUUGAACAACAUCCUCAAGGAAUCAGGUCAAACUGGAAUCCCCAUCAACAAGACAUGGCGAUUGAACGAACGUCAUUACGGUGGUUUGACCGGAUUAAACAAAUCCGAAACUGCCGCCAAAUACGGCGAAGAUCAGGUGCAAAUCUGGAGACGUAGCUUUGACACUCCACCUCCACCAAUGGAACCCGGCCAUGCUUACUACGAUACCAUUGUCAAGGAUCCACGUUAUGCCGAAGGUCCAAAGGGAGACGAGUUCCCAAUGUUUGAGUCGUUGAAGCUCACCAUUGCCCGAACUCUGCCCUAUUGGAACGACGUUAUCAUUCCACAAUUGAAAGAAGGCAAAUUGAUUAUUAUUGCUGCCCAUGGCAAUAGCUUGCGAGGAAUUGUCAAACAUUUGGAUAAUUUGUCGGAUGAUGCCAUUAUGGCACUUAACCUGCCCACCGGUAUUCCAUUCGUUUAUGAAUUGGAUGAAAACUUUAAGCCAGUUGUUUCAAUGAAAUUCUUGGGCGAUGAAGAGACAGUUAAGAAGGCUAUCGAAUCUGUUGCCGCUCAAGGCAAAGCUAAGUAAACUAAAACAAAGACCAAACAAAAGCAUUAAAAAAUAAAUCAUAAGAAGACAAAUUUGGCUAAAAUAUAGAAAAAAAAAAAAACUAGAUUCAGGUAUAGCAGGCUAUAUUUGUUUAUUAUAUUGUAUGAAAUUGCCGUUAAUUGCAAAUUGUUGUUUUAAAAAUUACAUUUGAUGUUUUUUAAGUAAAAAUAAAAAGAACAAUUAAAUUAUUUAUUCGUAAAUGUAAAAAUUUAAA
Messenger RNA from Episyrphus balteatus (marmalade hoverfly), 1147 nucleotides. Its product is annotated as phosphoglycerate mutase 2. Bases 145 to 912 code for a protein of 255 amino acids. NCBI's taxonomy places the organism in Eukaryota, Metazoa, Arthropoda, Insecta, Diptera, Syrphidae. The record is from RefSeq and is a predicted model, not a curated record. The transcript has 3 exons. Gene Ontology annotation, biological process: glycolytic process. Gene Ontology annotation, molecular function: intramolecular phosphotransferase activity.